Messenger RNA from Miscanthus lutarioriparius, 645 nucleotides. The record is from the annotation of a GenBank genome assembly. Lineage: Eukaryota; Viridiplantae; Streptophyta; Magnoliopsida; Poales; Poaceae.
AUGGCUCCGAUGAAGCUGUACGGUGCGACGGUGUCGUGGAACGUGACUCGGUGCGUGGUGGCGCUGGAGGAGGCCGGCGCCGAGUACCAGAUCGUACCCAUCGAUUUCGCCACCGCCGAGCACAAGAGCCCUGACCACCUUGCCCGCAACCCCUUCGGUCAAGUUCCAGCUUUCCAAGAUGGCGAUCUCCACCUAUGGGAAUCGCGUGCAAUUUGCAAGUACGUUGCCCGCAAGCACAAGCCUGACCUGCUGAGGGAAGGCAACCUCAAGGAGUCAGCAAUGAUGGACGUGUGGCUGGAGGCGGAGGCCAACCAGUACACCGCUGCACUGAACCCUAUCCUGUACCAGUGCCUCGUCAGCCCUAUGUUCGGGGGCACCACUGACCAGAAGGUGGUGGAGGAGAACCUGGAGAAGCUGAAGAAGGUGCUGGAGGUGUACGAGGCGCGCCUGGCCAAGCACAAGUACCUCGCCGGAGACUUCCUCAGCCUCGCCGACCUCAACCACGUCUCCGUCACGCUUUGCCUGCUCGCGACGCCCCAUGCUUUUGUGUUCGACGCGUACCCGCACGUCAAGGCAUGGUGGGAUGGCCUCAUGGCCAGGCCGUCUGUCCAGAAGGUCGCCGCGCUCAUGAAGCCGUCUGCUUGA